GGGAGGGGCCCGCGGCGGCGCGGGGGCAGGGUUUUGCGGACGCACGCACGUCGAGGCGCUGCGGCCCCGAGCUGCCGAGACUGUGGGCUCGGUCUGCGGCGGUUGCUUUGGCGGCGGCCAGACCUACUGCUGGAGGUUGGAAAGAAAUCCAGGUACUCCGUUGACUGGGACCUUCUGCCACCAUGGGGGAGCUUUUCCGGAGCGAAGAGAUGACGCUGGCGCAGCUUUUUCUGCAGUCAGAAGCUGCUUACUGCUGCGUCAGUGAAUUAGGAGAACUCGGAAAGGUUCAGUUUCGUGAUUUAAAUCCAGAUGUGAAUGUUUUCCAGAGGAAAUUUGUGAAUGAAGUUAGAAGAUGUGAAGAAAUGGAUCGAAAGCUUCGGUUUGUUGAGAAAGAGAUAAGAAAAGCUAAUAUCCCAAUUAUGGACACUGGUGAAAACCCAGAGGUUCCCUUCCCCCGGGACAUGAUUGACCUAGAGGCCAAUUUUGAGAAGAUUGAAAAUGAGCUGAAGGAAAUCAACACCAACCAGGAAGCUCUGAAGAGAAAUUUCCUGGAACUGACUGAAUUAAAAUUUAUACUUCGCAAAACCCAGCAGUUUUUUGAUGAGAUGGCGGAUCCAGACCUGUUGGAAGAGUCCUCGUCCCUCUUGGAGCCAAGUGAGAUGGGAAGAGGCACACCUUUAAGACUUGGCUUCGUGGCUGGUGUGAUUAACCGGGAGCGCAUCCCUACUUUUGAGCGCAUGCUUUGGCGGGUGUGCCGUGGGAAUGUGUUCCUGCGGCAGGCUGAAAUCGAGAACCCGCUGGAGGAUCCUGUGACUGGUGACUACGUACACAAGUCUGUGUUCAUCAUUUUCUUCCAAGGCGAUCAGCUGAAAAACAGAGUCAAGAAAAUCUGUGAAGGGUUCCGGGCCUCACUUUAUCCUUGUCCUGAAACCCCACAGGAGAGGAAGGAAAUGGCUUCUGGAGUUAAUACCAGGAUUGAUGAUCUCCAAAUGGUCCUGAAUCAAACAGAGGAUCACCGCCAGAGGGUUCUGCAGGCAGCUGCUAAGAACAUCCGUGUCUGGUUCAUCAAGGUGCGGAAGAUGAAGGCCAUCUACCACACACUGAACCUUUGCAACAUAGAUGUGACCCAGAAGUGCCUGAUUGCCGAGGUCUGGUGCCCUGUCACCGACCUGGACUCCAUCCAGUUUGCACUCCGAAGGGGCACGGAACACAGUGGUUCCACGGUGCCCUCCAUUCUGAACAGGAUGCAGACAAACCAGACUCCCCCAACUUACAACAAAACUAACAAGUUCACAUAUGGCUUUCAGAACAUAGUAGAUGCUUAUGGAAUUGGAACUUAUCGUGAGAUAAAUCCAGCUCCAUAUACUAUCAUCACGUUCCCUUUCCUGUUUGCUGUGAUGUUUGGGGACUUUGGCCAUGGCAUUUUGAUGACCCUUUUUGCUGUUUGGAUGGUGUUAAGGGAGAGCCGGAUCCUUUCCCAGAAGAAUGAGAACGAGAUGUUCAGUACUGUGUUCAGUGGCAGGUACAUCAUUCUGUUGAUGGGUGUGUUCUCUAUCUACACUGGCCUCAUCUACAAUGAUUGCUUUUCCAAGUCUCUCAAUAUCUUCGGGUCAUCCUGGAGUGUACGGCCGAUGUUUACUAUAUUUAAUUGGACGGAGGAGACGCUUCGGGGGAACCCUGUUCUCCAGCUGAACCCAGCUGUCCCUGGAGUUUUUGGUGGACCAUAUCCUUUUGGCAUCGAUCCAAUUUGGAACAUAGCUUCCAAUAAGCUGACCUUUCUCAACUCCUUUAAGAUGAAGACCUCUGUUAUCCUUGGUGUCAUUCACAUGAUGUUUGGAGUCAGCCUGAGCCUUUUCAACCACACCUAUUUCAAGAAGCCCCUGAAUAUCUACUGUGGAUUUAUUCCUGAAAUAAUCUUCAUUACCUCUUUGUUUGGCUACUUGGUUAUCCUUAUUUUUUACAAGUGGACAGCCUAUGAUGCAAAGACAUCUGAGAAAGCGCCAAGCCUUCUGAUCCAUUUCAUAAACAUGUUCCUCUUUUCCUAUGCAGACUCUGGUAACUCGAUGCUGUAUUCUGGACAGAAAGGAAUUCAGUGUUUCCUGGUGGUGGUUGCACUGCUGUGUGUACCUUGGAUGCUACUAUUUAAACCACUGGUCCUUCGCCACCAAUAUUUGAGGAGGAAACAUUUGGAAGGGCAACCUGUGGAGGCCCCAGUCAGCCCAACCCCGAGCCAGCAGGGACUAGAGGCAGCAGCGGCUGCAACAGGAACUCUCAACUUUGGUGGGAUCAGGGUGGGCAACGGACCGACAGAGGAGGAUGCUGAGAUUAUUCAGCAUGACCAGCUCUCCACCCAUUCAGAGGAUGCAGAAGAGCCUACCGAGGACGAAGUGUUUGAUUUUGGGGACACCAUGGUCCACCAGGCCAUCCACACCAUCGAGUACUGCCUGGGCUGCAUCUCCAACACUGCCUCCUACCUGCGGCUCUGGGCCCUCAGUCUUGCUCAUGCACAGCUGUCUGAGGUGCUUUGGACCAUGGUGAUCCACAUCGGCCUAAGGGUGAAGAGCUUGGCAGGAGGUCUGGUGCUGUUCUUCAUCUUCGCCGCCUUUGCCACCCUGACCGUGGCCAUCCUCCUGAUCAUGGAGGGCCUCUCAGCCUUUCUCCAUGCGCUGCGGUUACACUGGGUCGAGUUCCAGAAUAAAUUCUACAGCGGGAACGGUUUCAAGUUCCUACCCUUCUCCUUCGAGCACAUUCGGGAAGGGAAGUUUGACGAGUGAGCCCCUCGCGGGACUGUGUGCCCAGCUGCCCUUCCCACUCCCUCCACAGUGGUGAGCUGUGUCCCUCUUGCCUGUUGGUUGUGCUCCCUGGAUGUGGGGCAUAGGGGUCAUCCCCAUCACCUCUCCCCCAGCUGCCUGCCCAUUUAGAUGUGACAUUUAGAUAGACCCAGCCCUCCCUGGGUCCCCGUCACCUCCAGUUUUGUGUGUAGUGUAGUGAUUUUCUAGACAGCCUCUGGCUGUCACUCAUACCCACUGGGCACCAGCAUUGCCCUCACCACCUCAGUCCAGCCAAGAGAGCCCCUUCUCCGUCCGUCCCCAGGUGGUGAACCAGUUUGUGCAUUUACACAUAGCCCUCCGCCCGUGGAGGCGGCUGAGCCCCAGCUCCUGCCACUCCAGUUGCUGGUUGAGGGUGGGAGCACUCUUGGGUUAGCAGGGAUGGAGCCAGGAAGAUGGGGUUUCUGCCCACCUCCCCUUUGGUCUUCAGAGCACAUGUUAAUCAGGGAUUCAGCUGGACCCAACUGUGCCAGGGUGCAUGGCUUCUCCCUGUCACCCCCAAGGGUCCCAGGGCACCUAGCACCACCUUCCUAACCCCGCCCUCUCCUCCUCCCUCCCAAAUCCCUCUCCUUCCUCCACCACCUGCCUCACAUGCACCCAGCAUAACACAGUGUGGCUGGGAGUGACCCAAAACAGGUGCCGGCUGGCUCCUUUGAUUGGCUGCUGCUCAGGCCAUGCGGGCCCUGCCACAAGCACGCCCUCUGGGCAGAGGGUUGAAAUGCCUGCCCCUGGGACAGAUCCUGAGACCUUUCCCCACCCCCAGUCAUGAGUAGUGAGUGCGGGUCUUCCAGUCAUCAAGGGAGGGCCAGCCCUGCUGUGCUCUCCAGUGCCCCUAGGCACUUCCGCACGGACCCCAAGUCGAGGGAGUGGGGUCCUGGGCAGGAAGGUCCAGGUCAUAGUUUGCUUAUUAGAGGCAACUGUCAGUCACAUGUGACUGUGACAGCAGCAUGACCCUGCCCUGUGGUAUGUGAGCACCCCUGAGGACCCCCUCCCCUGUCACCCCACACCAGGCUAUGUGAAUCUUAGGGCCUUUUAAUGAUAUGUUGGUGCCGCAGCCCUGACUGCUUCAGCUAAAUUGAGCCCCACCAUCUUCAGCAGUCGAGAUAAUGUCCUGAAUUGCUAGGCCCUUGCCCUCCCCUGACCCUGGCUUUUCCGACUGAGUUACUUAGAGUUGCUCACUGGACUUGCUCCCAGGCUGGGCUGGCCCCAGGCGCGGGCCACCUGCCCCAGUUUCCCUGUGUACUGGCCAGUGUGACCUAACCUAGAGCUGUGCAGAGCCCCCUCCCCGCUGUUCCCCAUGGUUUACAUGAUGAACUUUGCUCCAUUUACAGUGGGACUUGAAGCAGAGUUCUUUGUCAGGAACCCUGCCAAGGCCCUGCUGUUCAGACAUUCCUGUGCUGAAUAAAGUGUGUUUGACUCUA
Molecule: messenger RNA, 4249 nt
Organism: Manis pentadactyla (Chinese pangolin)
Lineage: Eukaryota; Metazoa; Chordata; Mammalia; Pholidota; Manidae
Gene: ATP6V0A1
Product: ATPase H+ transporting V0 subunit a1
Exons: 23
Coding region: 183-2774 (863 amino acids)
Biological process (GO): vacuolar acidification; proton transmembrane transport
Cellular component (GO): plasma membrane; vacuolar proton-transporting V-type ATPase, V0 domain; vacuolar proton-transporting V-type ATPase complex
Molecular function (GO): ATPase binding; proton-transporting ATPase activity, rotational mechanism
Source: RefSeq, a predicted model, not a curated record